Molecule: messenger RNA, 551 nt
Organism: Physcomitrium patens
Lineage: Eukaryota; Viridiplantae; Streptophyta; Bryopsida; Funariales; Funariaceae
Source: RefSeq, a predicted model, not a curated record
AUGGAGAGAGGGGAACAGAAGGGGAGGUGUUGAAUGGAGUGUUUUUUAGUUGGUUUGAGAGGUGCGUGGGGGAACCACCGGCUCUGUGGAGGUAGAUUAAUUCCAAAAGCCUACUCAGAGGGCAGCCUUGAAACCACUGGGCACAUGAUGUGGGAGGUGCAUGGAAUCGGUAGAUGUGCACGCAGCACCGGUACAGUGCUCUCUGUGAAACGGAAGUCGGUCACGGCGUCGAGCGUUGAGGGGAGCAGUCGGUUUUUGUGUUGCACGGAGAUGUCGGACCCCCCGCACCGUCGGCAGACGAUGCGUUGUGUCUGGCAGGUGCGCUUGCGAACCAGCGAACGUGCGGACAUUUGUGAGAUUUGGUUGUUGAGAAAUCACCUGAUUACAGCAAGGCAAGUAUCAGUAGCGGGUGGUCAGCGGUUGAAGUGAGCGGUGCCGUCGUCGACCCCUGGGCGGUUGGAUUUCGUCGGUGAAGACUCGGUAGGAAGGGGAAGAAGGAGCUGGUUGGAGCAAAUGGAUCCGCUCCAGCCGUUGUGCUGCAUGGAAACGAC